CUCAGCCAAUGAAGGCUUGUCACAGGGGACUCACGUGGACGAGGCGCUCUUAAAACCUAGCUCCUGACUUUUCCUCAAGUUCAAUUUUUUGGGAUUCCCUCCCACCCCCAUCACACCUCGUCCUUUUUUACUUGCCAGUUGUGACUAUUUAACCCAGUUUACCUUCUUCCCUUUUGCAGCUUUCUGCGGCGCGCAUCGCAUCGUCCCGCCGCGUCCUCCUCUUUCGCUGCUUUCUUUUUCCUGCUGCAGCUCUCGGACUCUCUCUCUCUCUCUCCCUCCCUCUCUCUCUCUGCUUCUCUCUCUCCGCUUCGUGUUUUUUUCUUUCUUUUUUUUUUUUUUUAAGAAAAGGGGUUUUGUUGUUCUACUUAAAAAAGAAUGCGAACAGUUUCCGUGUGUCGUCUGUGUGGCCACAUGACGAGCUGCCCUCACCGCUUUCCUCCGGUCCUGUCUCAGGUCUGACGCGCCUGAACCUGUCCAUGGUGCUGAAACGCGAACACACCGGUGCGCUACUUCUGCUUCUGCUGCUCUCACGUUCACAGAAAUAGACCUUAUUUCUGCAUCUUUACGCAUUUUUUUUCUGCAGGUGAGACCAUUUCGACAAUAAGUGGCUCGUCUUCUGAACUCAGAGCUGAAGGAGUUGGUCGCAAAGGAAGCAAACAAUAAUCGAUUGUGACUCUCCCAAACGAGACUACAGCGGCUACAUCGAUUUCAGGUGGACUCAUCUUUCCAGACUUGCCCAAAAAAACAAGAAAAUCGGACGCAUGUAACGCAACUUAGCCUGGAGGUAUUUUCUCUUUAAAGAAGCAGUUGGGGGAACUGGAAAUAGCGGAUGAAUAAUCUUCAUUUGUAGUGUAUCCAAAAAAAAAAAAAAAAAAAAAUCUUGGUGCGGGGAGGGGGGUUCUUUCUCUUCUACUGGAUCAACUGAGACUUUAACACCCCCCUCUCCCUCCCUAAAAUAAAACUUGUCCUGAAUACCAAAUGGUAGUUUGAGGAGGCCUCGAUCAAGACAAUGGAGGCGUCCGCCAACGGGUCCAGUUUUGGCAUCGACUCGCUGCUGUCCCACAGGCCUGGAAGUCCAGUGUCCAAAGGGGACAGUCUGGUGGGGGAGUGCCGCUCGCCUCUGGAGUUCAGCCCGAGAUCAGACGUGGAGAGCGGGUGCUCGUCGCCACCGUCGCCGAGGAGGGAGUGCGUUGAGGACUCGGUGGCCCAGAGGCAAGGUCACGGCGUCGGCCUGCCGCCGCACCUCCAGCACGCGCAAAUAUCUGCGGGGUCGCAGCAGAGGACCGUGACCUCGUCGUUCCUCAUCAGAGACAUUCUCGCGGACUGUAAGCCUCUGGCCGCCUGCGCGCCCUACUCCAGCAAUGGACAGCCGACUCAGGAGGCGGGGAGACUGGCCUCGAAGAUAGCGGACGACUUUAUGGAGAAAAUCCACAGCAACUCAUCGUCAGACAGCGAAUACAAAGUGAAAGAAGAAGGGGACAGGGAGAUCUCCAGCAGUAGAGACAGCCCUCAGGUUCGGCUGAAGAAACCCAGAAAGGCCCGGACGGCCUUCACGGACCACCAGCUGGCCCAGCUGGAGCGCAGCUUCGAGCGGCAGAAGUACCUGAGCGUUCAGGAUCGCAUGGAGCUGGCGGCCUCCCUCAAUCUCACCGACACACAGGUCAAGACCUGGUACCAGAACCGGAGGACAAAGUGGAAGAGGCAGACGGCGGUGGGACUCGAGCUUCUGGCUGAAGCUGGAAACUACUCCGCCCUGCAGAGGAUGUUCCCGUCCCCGUACUUCUACCCGCAGAGCCUAGUGUCCAACCUGGACCCCGGAGCGGCCCUCUAUCUCUACAGAGGGCCCUCGGCGCCACCGCCGGCCCUGCAGAGACCCCUGGUCCCGCGGAUCCUGCUCCACGGCCUGCAGGGGGGCAGUGAGCCGCCCCCUCCUCCUCCUCUGCCCCCCAUGUCCGGCGUGCUUCCUCGGCCUGCUCAGCAGCGGUGAGCCGGCUCCUGCUGAGGCUUUUUUUUUUCCUCCUUUUUUUUUUUCUUUUCUUUUUCUUUCUUUCUUUUUUUUUGUACGCCGAUCUUGGCAGCUUUGGACUCAUUAGAAGAAAUGAAACAAAGACAGAAAAAGAUUAAAAAAACGAACACGAGAAGAGAAAAAGGACUGCUCAAGGCCUCUAUGUGGUGAGAAAUGACCGGUUUAGGCUGAACCCUGUGGACUCAGACUGUCUGUGUGGAAGGAGUUUUUUUUUUUUUUUUGUGGGACAUGAGCUU
Larimichthys crocea (large yellow croaker) is the source of this 2262-nucleotide messenger RNA. It is a transcript of the gene barhl1b, whose product is annotated as BarH-like homeobox 1b. The coding region runs from base 1010 to 1987 and encodes 325 amino acids. NCBI's taxonomy places the organism in Eukaryota, Metazoa, Chordata, Actinopteri, Sciaenidae. The transcript is spliced from 3 exons. Gene Ontology annotation, molecular function: DNA-binding transcription factor activity, RNA polymerase II-specific; DNA binding. The record is from RefSeq and is a predicted model, not a curated record. Gene Ontology annotation, biological process: regulation of DNA-templated transcription.